Amphiprion ocellaris (clown anemonefish) is the source of this 7515-nucleotide messenger RNA. RefSeq names its product microtubule-associated protein 2 (gene map2). Gene Ontology annotation, molecular function: microtubule binding. Lineage: Eukaryota; Metazoa; Chordata; Actinopteri; Pomacentridae. Gene Ontology annotation, cellular component: neuron projection. The coding region runs from base 330 to 5861 and encodes 1843 amino acids. The record is from RefSeq and is a predicted model, not a curated record. The transcript is spliced from 21 exons. Gene Ontology annotation, biological process: neuron projection development; microtubule cytoskeleton organization.
GCGUGACUAGUCCAGGCGUUACGGUAGGAGCAGGCUGCGGAGCCUCUGUGUCCGACAGACCCGGAGUUGGACUGGAAGACACUGCGCCGAACAGGUCUCCGAUGCUAUCCCUUCUUCUGAGCCACGGACAACAUUUCAUCUAGCCAGGUGCAACUAGGAGGCUGUCUCCCUUGGCUUAUAUUAAUCUUCUGACAAUCUUGACGUCAACAUUGUGAUUUUUGAAAAGAGGACAGAUUCUUGGGAUCCAGCUUGACUCAUCGUCCAAAGUCCCAGACCAGCUAACCAGAAGGAGUGACCCCAUCCCUCGCCCAACCUCCCCGGCUGCUAGCAUGGCAGACAGUCGACAGCCAGAAGACGGGGCCCCCCAGUGGGACCCAUCAGGAGGGCAGGAGCCUGGUGGCACCCACGGAGCCAAUGGUUACUCUUCCUCAGCCUACAGGACCUGCCAGCCUGGCGGGGCUCACAUGGCCACAGCCCCCUACUCUGCCAGGGAGAACGGCUUCAAUGGGGAGCUAACUGGAGCUCACGCUAUAACUGCAGAACAAGUGUCGGCGCGGAUUGUGCAGGAAGUGACGGCAGAGGCAGUGGCAGUACUGAAGGGAGAACAGGAAACUCAAAGGCUGCCAUCAGUCGAAGACACCACCAAUUUGCCUCCCUCUCCUCCCCCAUCACCUGCUGCCGAACACUUUGGUCCUCUGGAGCAAGAUGUAGGGGAUGAGGAGGAGGCGGGCCCUCUCCGCCGCUUCCAAAAUUCUCGGGAGAGGUGCAAGUUCCUCGCCCCCUCCAUCUCAGUUUCCGUGCCCGAGGACGACCCCUACCACUCCGACGAGGAGUACUAUGAGCACCCAUUGUUCAGCCCAGAGUGGACGCACUCGGGCUCUCGCCCCACAGGGCAGGCCGUGGCCUUUAGACAGAUUGAAGAAGAGACCAUGGAGGCUCUUACAGCUGAAUACGAGGAGGAGGUGGAAGAGGAGGAGGAGAGUGCAGAGGCACCAGAAUCCGAGGCAGCUCUUGAUGAGCAGCAGUGGAGUGGGGAAGAGCCCGAGCUGGACAGCCCCCAGGCUGACUCCUUAGAGCAGGCAGAGGCCAUAGACGAGGCCCAGGAUCUUGACCUGGAGCCGGCCGAGGCAGCUAGUGCUGCUGCAGAGAGCUCUAUGGACAGAGAGGAGGAGGAGGAGGAGGAGGAAGCAGAGGGUGAGGAGAGCCCUGAGACAGCUUUAAAGAUGGACUCAGACAAGCAAGACAGUGGGUCCAUGAGCCCAGACAGCAUUGGAUCGGAGAAACGCCCAGAGGAGUUUUUUGAGCCACAGAUCCAAGGGUUUUUUGCUGGUGAACGAGUUGUACCAGAGAGCCCCACCAUGGAUAUGCCAUCCUUUGUACCUCCAGAUGUUCGAAACCAAGCCAAAGAACCCGUAAGGUCACUCACACUUCAGCCUACAUAUGGUGAGCCGAUCACCGUGUCUGAGAAACAGCCAUCAGUGGAGGUGGUGGAGUUCAGCAGCAUUGGUGCUGCUUCUGACUUCUCUUCAAUGGGAGUCAAAGUCCAGGGUGGAGACUCAACAAGAGACGCAAGCGACAGGUCUGGCAUGUCAGCAUAUUUUGAAACGUCAGCCAUGGAAGUUGAUGAAGGUCCCCACAGUAAGGGUGAGGGUUAUUAUGAACUGAGCAGAUCUGGCGAGCAGAAGAUUACAGUCGAUUCUGGGUCUCAGGAUAUCAGCUACAGCACACUAGCUGAAGUUCAGGAUAAACCUGAAACUACAAAAAGUACGACAGAAGACACUAGUGUGUUUACAGUUCCUGACAGAAGUAAUGACUGCAGACUUUCCCCGGGAAAACUCGCCUUAGAACAGAGGAGUUACUCACUUAACAUCACCAUUGGAGCAAUGGAUCAGAGUGGGCAAGGCAGACCUAGGAACUUUUCUCCACUAGCCACAGAUAUCAUGUCCUAUACUAGUGGAAGUCUAGAUGAGUCAGCAGACUACCUUCCAGUUACUACACCUUCUGUGGAUAAGCCUCCGUCUUUCCCACCCCUGAUCCUGGAGACUGCAGCUUCCAUCACAUCAGAUUCUUCAUCCCCUCCAAGGACCACUGAACUACCUUCAAAGUCAAGCCCUGAACCAGAGUCUCCAGAGUCACCUCAGCUCCCAAAGAGCAACUAUAAAAACGGCACAGUGAUGGCGCAAGACUUACCUGAGAUGCUAGACCUUGCUGGUACCCGUUCCAGACUGGCAUCAGAAAACACUGACCCAGAAAUCACCAGGAGAAAGUCAAUUCAAGCUGAUUUUUCUCCCUUUGCUGAUGACCCACUGGCCAGUCUAAUAUCAGGGGAACAGAGUCCUGGACCUAGAAAGAGUGACAGCCAGAUGGAAGAGAUGGGCUAUUGUGUGUUCAGUGAAUAUUCAGGGCCCAUGCCAUCCCCUGCAGAUGUGUUCAGCCCUACAGACACUGCCACACAAGUCUUCACUCCCUCUGUCCUGGAGGAGAAAGUGGCUGAGCAGGCAAGGAAAUUAGCAGUCAGAGAUACAUCUGUGGAGGACAAGAUCCAGCCAUCAGAAGUUGCUGAUGAAGCUGAAGAGAAAGAGCAAAAGCAAGAAGAAAGAAAAGAUUCUGUGGAAGAAAAAGGCAAAGAUGUUGUAGAUGAUCAGCCUGUUAAGAUUGUAAGUGAGACACCACUGAUUCAGCCAAGUGAGACUUUUGUGACACCAACUGUCACUGUGACUCUAGAAGAAGGUGGAAGGUCAGGCAGUGAGACAGAGCGACAAGCCAGCGGUGAAGGCUCGGCAUCAGAAACUGAGAUUGCUGACUAUGAGAGGCAGAUCCGCAAAUUGGAGAUGGAGGACAGGCCUCUCAGUUUGGAGGAGGAGCGAGAACUGCAGGAGCUCCGAGAGAAGGUGAAACUGGUGCACCAGGAAGCCUAUGAGGAAGUGGAUGCAGAAGAUGUGUACCAGCUGACUGGUGUGGCCAAGGACCGAAUUGCCAGGCCUGUCAAAACUUCACCUGCUUCAUCAGUGGAGAGUAACAUCGAUGAUGACAAACUGCUCUCUCCGGUGCUCUCACCUUCCAAACUGAAACAAAGAGAAGUAUAUGGUUCCCCCAAAAGAGUUCCAUCACCAGUGUUAGGAAUAAACAAAGAGGAGAAAGAGGAGGCAGAAAGAAAAAAGAGGGAAGAGCAAGAGAAGGAAGCAGCUGAGAAGAAAAUGAAAGAAGAAGAAGAAAGGAAAAUCAGGGAAGAGGCAGAAAAGAAAGAAAGGGAAAUGAAAGAGAGAGAAGAACAGGAAAGGAGAGAGAAAGAAGAAAGAGAAAAAGAAGAAGCAGAGAGGAUAUUGAAGGAAGAAAAAGAAAGGUUGGAGAAAGAACAGAAAGAGCAGGAAAUGAGAGAGAGACUGGAGAAAGAGAAAAAAGAAAAAGAGGAGAGGGAGAUAAAAGAAAAGGAAGAGAAAGAGAAGAAAGAAAAAGAAGAGAGAGAAAGGAAGGAGAAAGAAGAGAGGGAAAGGAAAGAAAGAGAAGAAAGGGAAAGACUAGAGCAAGAGGAGAGAGAAAGGAAAGAAAUAGAAGAGAAAGAAAGAAUAGAGCAAGAGUUAAGAGAGAAGGAAGAGAGAGAAAAGCUUGAAAGGCAACUGAAAGAGAAGGAAGAGCUUGAGAAAUUGGCUGAGAUGGACAAAAAGGUUGCAGACAAGCCUGAAGAAAAAGAAGAUAUAAAACCUGCUGAGACGGAGGCUGAAAACCUGAAACAAACGGCUGAGGAAGACGUGUUAAAGAAAGCAGAAGCUGGGGCAGAGGUGACGAAGGAGAUUCCAGAGACUCGCGCUGCCAUCGAAUCAGUGGUGACAGUUGAAGAUGAUUUUAUCACUGUGGUCCAGACCAUCGAUGAAGCUGAGGAACCGGGGCACAGCGUUCGUUUCUCAGGUCCACCUGAGGCUGAACCCCUUUGCGUUGCUUCCCGUAAAGAAGACGAAGAGGAGGAGGAGGAGGAAGAGGAGGAGUCUGUUGAGCUGGCCCAGGAAGCAGACAUGGAGCCCGCCAGUCUAGAGGAGGUGGGUGAUGUUCCUGAAACCCCAGCCUCCCCCGAGAGGGAGGCUCAGACCAUAGAAACAGAAGGACCGACAGAAAGCUACGAUCGAGAUGAAACCACAAUGGACGACUCCAUCCUUGACAGCUCCUGGGUUGACACACAAGAUGAUGAUAAGAGCAUGGCAACAGAGCAGAUUGAGCCUUUGCCCAAGGUGCCUAGUCCAGUCAGAAAGCCUGCUGUGGUCCAGAACAAGCAGACGCAACAGUGGAAGACAGAGAAACAGGAAAAGCCUGUUAAACCCAAGACCAAGGGUGGCCGGCCUAAAGGACGAAUCUCCACACCCGAACGCAAACCUGUCCGCAAAGAACCUGUCUACAUCCCCAGAGAGGAAAUCAAGAAGAAAAAAGCUGUGAUACGGAAGACUGAGCUUACCAAAAAAAUGGAGACUCAGAGUCAGUCCCCAUCCAAGAGAAGUGCGAUGAAACCAGCAGUCCGCCAGACCCGACCCAUCCAUCACCACUCCUGCCCCAGAAGGAGACCCACAGAGGCCCCACCAGACGGUCGUCAGCCUCUCAGUGUUGCCAGACAGUCUCGCGACAGAGCAUCGUGCCAUGCCCAUUGUUUGACACUUACAAAGAUCCCCACCUCCAUAUCCAGAGAGGCUGUCUCAUUAGAUAAAUCUCGUCCGUCCUCAGCAGAGCCUCGAGGCUCGCCACAAUUACAGAGACUUAUAGCCAAGGAUGGUGGAUCACGAAGCCCAGACAAGAGGACCUCUCUGCCACGACACGCCUCCAUCCUGACUCGCCGUCCGUACCAUGACCACGAAGAGAGUUCCACAUCUAUCACUAGCUCCGGCUCCACAGCUCCCCGCAGACCCACAUCAUUUCGCACUGAGAUGAGGGCAGAGCAUAGGACAGGACGAGCCCCUAGUAUGACAGUUACAGAGUCGGUGCGCUCCCGUUCGGCUCGCAGUGGCCACUCCACCCCCCGCACCCCUGGCUCCACAGCCAUCACCCCAGGAACCCCUCCCAGCUACUCGUCAUCUUCAAGGACCCCCGGGACCCCACGCUCCCUCAGUUUGAUUUCCCAGGAGAGGAAGGUGGCCGUGGUCCGCACCCCACCUAAGUCGCCCGCAACCACACCCAAGCAGCUCCGAAUCAUCAACCAGCCACUGCCUGACUUCAAAAAUGUCAAGUCUAAGAUCGGCUCCACAGAGAAUAUCAAGUAUCAGCCCAAAGGAGGACAGAUUCAUAUUUUAAACAAGAAGCUGGACUUCAGUCACUCACUGUCAAAAUGCAGCUCCAAGGACAAUCUGAAGCAGUCUCCCCGUGGGGCCAAUGUUCUCAUCCCCAGUGUUAAGCUGGACUAUAGCCAUGUUCAGUCUAGGUGUGGGUCCUUGGACAGGCGGGGCUACUCAGCAGGAGGUGGAAACGUGCAAAUACAGAACAAGAAGAUCGACUUGAGCCAUGUGACCUCCAAGUGUGGUUCUCUAGACAACAUCCAUCAUCGGCCAGGGGGCGGUCACGUGCGUAUAGAGAGUGUGAAGUUGGAUUUCAAAGACAAAGCCCAAGCCAAGGUGGGUUCCCUGGAUAAUGCUCACCACAUUCCUGGUGGAGGCCACAUCACGAUUGAGAGCCACAGGUUGACGUUUCGCGACCACGCCAAGGCCCGAGUGGACCACGGAGCCGAGAUUGUCGUCCAGUCGCCCGGCCUCUCCGGCUCGGUGUCUCCUCACCGCAACAGGGACAGCCACCUAUCAUCCUCCGGCAGUCUCAACAUGAUGGAGUCGCCGCAGUUAGCGACCCUGGCUGAGGAUGUCACCGCGGCUCUGGCCAAGCAGGGUUUGUGAACACUGGAUCUGUGGAUUCGCCGCUCUGCGUCCCAGACGUCCUCAUCCUGAUCCUCUCAAACUUUUCUGCCCUGUCCUGCCACCCUGAGGCCGACUGAUUACCACUGCUACUCAGCUACACCACAGCCUCCGCACAUCUUUACUUAACAUCCUUCACUCAACUCUAAGUAGAGACUCAAGUUAGGAGCUACUGUACUUUGGUCCUCUUUAUCCUGUUUCCUGUCUAUUUUAAACCCAAACAUGUGCUACUUCUGAUUUAUUUUGUUGAUCUCCCUCUUUUUGAAUGAUGUUGCGUAGAAUAGUUCAAUUUGAGCACCUGGUCCUGGAUUAAGUGGGAUACACACUUAAUGUUGGGGACCAAAUAUUGGUUUGACUGGUCUUGGAUCAGUGUUUUGAAGAAGCUACAGCCUUUUUUCUAUUUUAAAUAAGAAGUAAUGUGACCAGUACACCAUGCCGCACGUAUUGUUCUUGCUCAGUAAACGUGCAUGGACGCCAGACCCCCCUAACAAAACAAGCAUCCUUACUGCUAGUCAUUCUUGUCAUCCAAUAUAUAAUAUAUUUAACAAAUAUAUAUAGAAACAUGUAUAAAAACACCAGUUCUUUGCCAUCUACAUGUCCUCAAAACAUUUUAAAAUGAAGCGACGAUAUGGCUAUAAAAUAUACCUGUAAAAUUGCAUUUAUGCAAGAACUAGGUCAUGUUAUGACAAGCAUGUAUGGAUUCAAACAUUAAAAGAGGCUAUUUUGUAAUUUAAAAAAAUGAUUUUAGUAAGUUAUUUCCUCAUUUAUUGGAUAAAGAUUAAACAAGUUCAUGUUUUGUAGUUAAUAGUUGUUUACAGUGUAAUGCUUGGUGACAAUGUCAGACAGCUGAUUUGGUGUUGCUAAGGAAUGCAUCUCAGUCCUGUUGAAGAGCAUCAUUCACACAUACCUGCUCAGCAGUUCAAAAUAGAAGCUUGUUUCUACAUCAGAACAGUAUUAAACACUGGAGCUCAUUCUGCAAAAAAAUCCAUCCGAAAAGGACACCACUAACAGAACCGUGUCUUUACAGCUGCAGCUAAACAGUGCAGACGUUUCUCCACUAAUACAAGCUCACGUUGAACUCGUCAUCAGGACGGUCUGGUGUCUGAACCGCAGAGGAAGAUGCUACAGUUUGCGACCUGAUAUUUAGCAGAAGAUGCAGCUACUCUGAAACCUGUCUGUGUGUGUGCAUUUGGUGCAGAUCCCAUGCCGCUUUAUGGCGGAUGCUACUGUAUCUGGAUGUUUUGUUGCAAUAUGUGGGAGACGAAAUUGGGAAAAAAAAUAUUUUGACAAAUUAAGGACACUUAAUGAGGAAAAAGAAAAUUGACAGAGGGAACUCCGCUGACUCCUGUUAUGUCUGUUAGGAAAACAAAAGUGUUUGGGUGAUCUAGUUUCUUUUUCAGACACCAUUUGUGGUAUGCCCCGCCUCCUGCCUAAUUACUUCCCUCACCUGCAACUGUUUGUUUGCUUCUGUGUUUUUUCUGCAUUCCCCAUCUCCGUGUGCCCCUUCCCCACCUCCUGCUCCACCCUACAGCAACUGUAAAUGUAUUUAAAAGGUCAAGUAGAUGUACGCAGUUUUUCUCUUGUUGAUAUGACACCAGUUACAAUGAUUAAUGACAAUAAAAAGGACAAAAAGUGA